UACACACGCUGUGGAAGGGGAAACGUGGGGAGAAUAAGUCCCUCUCGGCUUGGUGGGGCGUUUUACGGACUGUCACAGGAGCAUGGCGACGGAAACGAAAUGCUGGAGCUCCCUGCCGGAGCACAUCAUUGUGCAUAUCUUCUCCUACUUGCCACUGUCAGCCAAGUACAAGGCUUCCAUGGUAUGUUCCUUCUGGAACCAGUGCUUUAAAUCCCAAUACUUAUGGCAAAGAUUUUGUUUCCAGUUUUUCGUUCCUGCAGAUACAAGGUAUCUUCAUUGCGUGAAGCGUUUCGGUCAGUACUUACGUCACGUGUCCAUCGACCUUGACCAAUCGGAUGAGGAGAACAGAGAGAACGCAUGCGCGGUGAUACACUGUCUGGCACGAGAAACUGACAAGCGUCGCGUAAAUUCUAUCCGGGUUAGGUUUAGGGGAGAAAACCCUCUGUUUUACGCCGGAGCCGAGUUCAUAGCCAACUUGAAAAUUUUGUUUGGUCCUCCUCCUGAAACCGUCCAACCGCUGUCUCAAAUCAGGUGCGUUGACCUCAGUGGGCUAAUGGCGGCCCUCAGCGAAGAGGUGCUAGAUUUACUGUCAACACACAACCCGGAAUUAGAACGGCUGAACAUACAAAAUAAGACGCUGGUCUGUAACAUAUUUCCUGAGUGUAUGGUACGCGUGACAAGAAGAUGCCAGGGUCUCAAAGAUUUAAGACUUUAUCAUUUUAGUUGCUCGGAAGAAGUUCUGCUGUCUUUCACCGAGGAAGGCAGGACGCCUUUGGAACACUUAGCAAUAACAUGUCGAAGAGAAGAGAAAUACGGCAAAGACUUAUCCUCUGCAGCGUGGUCGAGCCUGGUGAAAAAGCUGCCUGACUUACGUGUUACACUAGGGUUUGACCCAACUUGCCCUCUGCAUAAAGUGUCCACCAUUAUGAAACCGGAAAUCCCUGUUUCUGUAAUGCUUUUAGAGACUUAUACUCGGAUUUUUGACGAGGUGAAUCUAGUGACGGAUUAUUACCAGGACAAACUUGAGAAAAUCGUCAUCAACACGCGAACAUCUCCGGAAUUUGAAGCUGCCCUAGUGAAGAUGAGCAGACUUUGUACAAACCUUCACAUAAUGAAAGUAUAUAACUGCGUCCUUCCAGUGAAAGUGGUAGAGGAAAUACUGCGAAACCGUUCUGAAAUGUGCGCACGGGGAAGUUACAGCUUUCAGUCUGACAGCAUGCCAGACUGGGCGGUGGUGGGUGUGGAAAGUGGUGACUGACGCGCGUCUCGAGAAACGUCAAACAAGUAAAGCAUUACGCGUAUAUAAGUAUACUAUUUAGGAAUAACAUUUGGAUUCUUGCCGUUCAAAAAUUCCUUACUCAGACGACCACAUUUAAAGUGACAGUCGUUGGUUAUUACAAUAACAAGGUCAACUGCAUAUAUAUGCAAUUGAUGUGUAUAGACCACAAAACGAUGACCGCUUUAACGGUUAAUUCUAGGGAGACCCAGAAUCAAAGACUUUAAAAUGGUACUUGUCGCUGCCUCGCUUGGUCCUCAGCAGUGACAGGAUAGAACAAGGAAACAGGAGUGGAUGGCCGGGUGUCAGUAUAAAAUAA
This is a messenger RNA of Liolophura sinensis, 1595 nucleotides long. RefSeq names its product F-box/LRR-repeat protein 8-like. Gene Ontology annotation, molecular function: protein binding. NCBI's taxonomy places the organism in Eukaryota, Metazoa, Mollusca, Polyplacophora, Chitonida, Chitonidae. The transcript has 2 exons. The record is from RefSeq and is a predicted model, not a curated record. Bases 83 to 1258 code for a protein of 391 amino acids.